CGGGGCUGGGCAGCCGAAGUUGGGACAAUAUAUGAGGGUUUCAGUUACCAGAUAGUCGAUAACACGGACAUGUACACAACAAGUAUGACCAGAAAUCGUUUUUCUUGCCCUGUAGCGGAUUAAGGAGGAUAUCUUUGCCACUCAAUUUGAACUCAUACGUGGAGUUAGAUGUGGCUUGUGUUUUUUUCUUUUUUAACAUAACGUAAAAGUUUCAACUGAGGAUGAUUUUUGCUACCCCAGUAAGGACUCCGUAUCGCAAACAGCCACCUGUUGCCCCAUUGUCACACCCUAUGGCUCCACCCAGCCCGAUCACUAACAGCAGCACCAACAACAGCAGCAGCAGUAGCACUGGAGGCUGGGACCAACUCAGCAAAACAAACCUCUACAUCCGAGGCUUGUCCCCUUCAACCACAGACCAUGACCUGGUCAAGCUCUGUCAGCCGUAUGGCAAAAUAGUAUCAACAAAGGCCAUCCUGGACAAGACUACAAAUAAGUGUAAAGGUUAUGGCUUUGUGGACUUUGACAGCCCUGCUGCAGCUCAGAAGGCUGUUGUUGCCCUGAAAACCACUGGUGUCCAAGCUCAGAUGGCAAAGCAACAAGAACAAGAUCCCACAAACUUAUACAUCUCCAACUUACCUUUGUCCAUGGAUGAGCAGGAACUGGAGAACAUGUUGAAGCAUUUUGGCCAAGUUAUAUCUACACGGAUCCUGAGGGAUUCCAGUGGAGUCAGCAGAGGAGUGGGCUUUGCAAGGAUGGAGUCAACAGAGAAAUGUGAUGCAGUCAUUUCUCAUUUUAAUGGAAAGUUCAUCAAAACCCCUGCAGGUGUCCCAGCUCCCUCAGAACCGCUGUUGUGCAAAUUUGCUGAUGGGGGGCAGAAAAAGAGACUAAGUCAGUGUAAAUUUAACCAGAAUGGUCGCACCUGGGUGAGGGACAGUGACUCCAGACUGGCUGGAAUGACACUCACAUAUGACCCCAGUUCAGCUGCUAUGCAAAAUGGAUUUUUUCCUCCACCGUACAGUAUUUCAAACAGGAUGAUGGCUCAAACAUCCUUGUCUCAUUACAUCUCUCCAUUUUCAACAUACCAGGUGCAGAACCCUUCAUGGGUGCCUCAUCAGCCUUAUAUCAUGCAGCACCCAGGUGCAGUGAUAUCGCCCACUAUGGACCCAUCUGUGUCAUUGCAGCCUACUUCCAUGAUAGCGCCUCUCACUCAGCAGAUGGGUCACCUCUCGUUAGGCGGUGCAGGAACGUUUGUGGCCACAAGCACAGCUAUGCAAGGAGCUUACAUCCCACCGUAUGCACACAUGCAGACAACAGCUGUCCCAGUGGAGGAAAAUGGUCCACAGUCACAAGUUGACUCACCCGACAAUCGUUCCCCCUUUUCCUACCAACAGACCAAGUAGUGCUGAGGUAACAGUUGGACAACUGCUAAGAAAACACCUUGUCCACAAACCAAGUGGACCUUUUGCCCAGGUUUUGCAAAUGUUUAAAUGAGACUAUUUUUUUGCAUCAUUUUCAGAGGAUUUAUCUGAGUUCAUCAAAUAAUUCAUAGUCUAUUUAAAAAAUUUAUUUUCAUACUAGAAAAACGUUUAUUUUUUACAAGGUUUUGCCACAGGAUGCAAGAAAGAAUCAUGUGACUAGUGCAAAGGGCAUGGUAGUAAAUGUUAUUUGUUGCAUUUUUUCUUUCUUUUUUUUCCAGACAUUUUGAAAAUGUUUUGUGCUUGCUGUGUGAAGUGUUGUUUUGCUGUAAAGUGAUUUUUCUUAGGACUUCAGAUUGAUCUUGUGGUCUGAGUAAACUUUGCCUUAAUAGUUUUGAUACAGUUGUGCAGACCAUCACUGAGUGACAAAAAAAACAGAAAAUGUUGAGCCUGGUGAGAUCAGCAAGAUUUUAGAAAAAUACCAUGAAACUUUUUUUAUGUGCCAUUCCCUACCAAAGCUAUUUUAGACAAAAUAUUUUGGCAUCUGCUAUUUUAUUGAAUUAAAUAUUUAUUAAUUAACAGACCCUACAUUUUUUAUGGAUGUUGAAAUGCGUUUGAAAUUCUUUUUUCUUUUUUUUUUAUCUCGCCCUUUUUAAGUUUACUAGGUUAACUUGAAUUAAAUGGGGAGGGAAAAUGAGACAGGACUUCUGUAUUUUGUUUAUUGGUCUCUCUUUGGCUUUUUGGAUGAUGUUAAUUGUUAUUUAAAUGGGAUGUGUA
Messenger RNA from Melanotaenia boesemani (Boeseman's rainbowfish), 2192 nucleotides. It is a transcript of the gene rbms1b, whose product is annotated as RNA-binding motif, single-stranded-interacting protein 1. NCBI's taxonomy places the organism in Eukaryota, Metazoa, Chordata, Actinopteri, Atheriniformes, Melanotaeniidae. The record is from RefSeq and is a predicted model, not a curated record. The transcript has 13 exons. The coding region runs from base 222 to 1400 and encodes 392 amino acids. Gene Ontology annotation, molecular function: mRNA 3'-UTR binding; poly(A) binding; poly(U) RNA binding. Gene Ontology annotation, cellular component: nucleus; cytosol; ribonucleoprotein complex.